Messenger RNA from Notothenia coriiceps (black rockcod), 993 nucleotides. Its product is annotated as homeobox protein NOBOX-like. The transcript has 6 exons. Gene Ontology annotation, molecular function: RNA polymerase II cis-regulatory region sequence-specific DNA binding; DNA-binding transcription factor activity, RNA polymerase II-specific. Gene Ontology annotation, biological process: regulation of transcription by RNA polymerase II. NCBI's taxonomy places the organism in Eukaryota, Metazoa, Chordata, Actinopteri, Perciformes, Nototheniidae. The record is from RefSeq and is a predicted model, not a curated record. Bases 100 to 993 code for a protein of 297 amino acids.
UUAGAGCAUUUAGAGGCCUUGUUCCAGGAGGACCACUAUCCCGACGCAGAGAAGAGGAAAGUCAUCGCCGCCUCAGUUGGUGUCACGCCUCAAAGAAUUAUGGUCUGGUUUCAGAACCGCAGGGCUAAGUGGAGGAAAGUGGAGCGCUCCAUCACAGCGAGGGGUGAACACAGACAGAGCCGAGCUGGCAGCAGCAGCAGCCCCCUGCAUCACCCAAUCAAUCCCAGCCUGGCACCCAACAGUCAGGAAGUUCCCUGUUUUUCGAAUCAGUUUGCCACAAAGCUGCCCCAGCUCGCCCCUGCAGCGCCUUCUUUCUCCGUCAUCUCCAACCAGACUCCGCCCUCCUACAGCAACCUGAUGGCCAGCCUCAACAGCCCAGGUCAAUCCAGAGGGAGAGAUGUGGGCCAGCACCAGCUUUCAUCUCAGGGGGAGUUAGCAGAGUAUCACCCCCGUCCCAUUCACAGCCCCCCCCCUCUGCGGAGAGCCAGUCUACCCCUUUUCACAACGACCUACAACGCUGCCAACCCAGCUCCACCUCUCCUUAACACCCUGGCUCACAACCAACCUCUGUUCCUCGAUGCUCUGGAGAGCGGCUCCUCCCAGGCUCUGCAGACUGACACCAGUUCUCUAUUUGACUUUGGGGAUAAACUGGACUACCUGACCUCAGGCCAGCAGAACAACCCAAUCUCCUACCAGCUCCAGACCUCUUACCCUUCCACUCAGCCCCAGCACCAACCUCAGGCAUCUCUGUCCCGCAUGGCCUACCUCACCCCCUCCCCCUACCUUACCCAAAACCCUCCAGAUUCCAACCCUACCUCCUACCUGACCUUCGGCCCCGGGGGAAACUCCACUGGGAUUGUGACCUACUCCACUGGAGGCCAAGCUUACUACCAGUCCCAGAGCGCAGGACAAAUCCUAAUGCAGUCGGCCGGUCAUCCUGGCCAGCCCUGUCUCCCCAGACAGCUCUCCAGUGCCCCCUUGUGUCAAGAUUGA